Poecilia reticulata (guppy) is the source of this 3677-nucleotide messenger RNA. RefSeq lists its product as uncharacterized. Gene Ontology annotation, molecular function: microtubule binding. The record is from RefSeq and is a predicted model, not a curated record. Gene Ontology annotation, biological process: regulation of centriole replication. Gene Ontology annotation, cellular component: centrosome; cytosol; centriole. Lineage: Eukaryota; Metazoa; Chordata; Actinopteri; Cyprinodontiformes; Poeciliidae.
UGCACUUAGCUGAGCACUCUACUCUUAUGAAAGAGGCAUAAGGAGCUACUGGGAGCCAUAGAAAAAAAUCCCUGAAGGUUGUUUUUUUUUUUUUUAACCCCAGCUCAACUAAACCAGAGGCAUGAGUAUGAAAAUAAUGAACCGGGACAUAUCAAAAGUUAGUGAGGUCUAUAAAAGGGAGCCAUCGUUGUUACACUUCUACCCAAGGAUUUUAUUUUCAUUACUCUUGUAGCUUCGUUUUGAAGUCCUCUGUGAGCGACUUAAGCUCCGAGGUAAUUUGUGUAAACAUAUUGACUGGUUUGAUGGAUUUUACUUUCCUCUCUGAACCUCUGAGGGUUGAGGGGAGCUUCCACCGAAACUUGACAAAUGAUCAGUGAGGACAUCUCACUCCCUGGCGACACGUUGUGCUCACAGGUGAGAGCAGGACAGCUCAAACUGUGGCCUCUGUGGACGCAACUCGUUCUGUGGAGAGAAACAGCUGCUGCUUCAGGAGUGAAUCUCACCCUUUUCCUGUUCUCACAAAUGUUCCAAACCUUCAGGGAGGUUUUUCCUGGAAGAGUUGAAGGAGCUACAGCUGUAAAAAAGAGGCCCAACAUCACAAUAGUGCUUAAUAAGGACAUCAAUGCUUCGCUGCACAAGAAUGUCCAGUCGUCUGGAGUGAGGUGGGGGGAAGAGACAGAGGAGAGGUGGGAAGGAGGACAGAGGAGAGGUGGGAAGGAGGUGAUGAUCCUUCGGGGGAGUUUUUGACCUGGUGUGGCAAGAAAAGAGAAAGGCAUUUUCUCCUUUCACUCAUCCGUUUACAAGGAGUUUUUUUUUAGCCAGCCUCUGACGUUAUUCAGCUACGCUAGAAUAAUCUGAAGAGCUUCAUCCUAACCACCAAUGAGGGUCUCAGACGUCCAGCUGGAUCCUGCAGUCUUUAUGUCAAACAAUCCAAGACAAGUCCGCUCACCAGCUAACGGAUUGUCAGUAGCUGACCCAGGAGUGAUGAAGGUACAACUUGUUGGAUGCAAAACAAACUGCUCAGAGAAGGACCAAAAACAGGGAGUGACUGAUUCCUCAAGAAUGAAACCGUCUUCCUCAGAGCUUUCCUACAGGGUGUGCAUCCAUCGUGAGAUGCCUCUGAGGUCCUGUAGCUCUGCCGUGUUUUUGGACAAGUCGCUUUGCAUUUCGCUCGCAGAACUUGCAGCAGGAACACGAGGAGUUCAAGCACCUCUGCACAGGUCUGCCCUGACUUGUCAGCUGGGUGUGCAAUCUCUCUUUGGAUCCGCCGCAGAUAAGAAAACAGCCAAAACAAAGGAGGCGUGCAGAAGAGGUAACUUCAACAGGUGCAAUGGCCAAGAGCAGAGACCGGAUCACAGGGGGAGCCCUCUAUCAAAGCGUCGUGGACUCAGGGCCAAUCAAAAGGCACCUGCUUGUGGCGCCAACAGUAAGGAUGAUGACUCAGAAAAGCAGCGCCGCAGCACUUCUUUGGGAUUGUCAUUCAGAGAGCCAUCUGCCUCGAACACAAAGGCUGCAAAGCAGAAGGGGAAUGCAAAUAAGGCAGCCUUCUCUGCUCUGAGCAAUUUCAGGCACAUGCAGCACACGUUCACUUAUAGCCCAGUAGAUUCAGGGAGCAUGAUGAGCAAGCAAGGAGAAAGUCAAAAGACAGAUGAAGAACAAGAAGGAGGCAAAUCCACAGAACCUCAGAUAAUUUCCACUUGUCGUCACCGCUCACCACUGAAGAACGAUUCUGUGGGAGGCAUUCUUAAAACCCUGAGUCUGAAAGAGGCGUUAGAGCUUUUUAGACCAGACUUCAUCAGCCGAUCACAGGGUCGGGUCAGAAGCUUAGAGCAGAAGGCCAGGAGAAGGAAAGCUCUGCCGGACUCAAAUUUAGCCCUGGGCCUAACAGAAGAUCAAGGCAAGCAAAAGAGGCACUGCACUACACCCGAUCCACUUAGUGAUAACCUUUUCAAGCCGAGAGAGCGGUCUAUAUCAGGCAGAGAGAUGCAGCUCAGGUCCAGACGGAUUUACAACAAGCUGCCGGAGGUGACAAAGAAAAAGGAGGAGGAGAAAAAACGGGCUAUAUCUCAAACCAACAGACUGAGAGCAGAGGUCUUCAAAAAGAGAGUUCUGGACCAGAUUCUGCAAAGAUGAACUCAACCUCAUCAGGCGCCACCUUCAUUUAAAAACACUGACUGCAUAUGGGUGGUGUCUAUUGAAUGUCCAGUGUUAGUUGGCUCUUGUUGCAAACGGUUAAACAUGAUUUUGUUUGCAUUGUUCCCAAAAUCUCUUGUAGCUGUUUGGUGGGGACUAAAUCUCUUGUAGCUGUUUGGUGGGGACUGGUUAUCCAGAUCUGAAAAUGUUUCAGAUUCAAAACCAUAAAAAUCUUAGAAGAAUUUAAACAGUUAUGGUGUGUAAAUUAAAAGUGUGCUGUCUAUUUCUAUCACUAAAGUAAAACUGUUAAAACCUAGAGAAGACAAAAUAUGGGUGGCAUGUUUGAUAAGCAGCCGACUGCAGAUAGUUUGAACAUUUUUGCAUUCGUUUUUCUAUCAACAUUUAAAAUCACUCUAAAUAACCGAUGUAAGGAUCUAUUUAUAUAUUCUUUUAUUUUAGCACAAUUAGGAGCAAUUGUUGCUUCUUUGUUUUGCAUAAAAGCAUUUAGAUCAUGUAAUGCAUUUUAUUGUUAAAUAUUAAUAUUAAUGCUAUGAUGUAGCAGAAACAUUUAUUCAAGGUAAAGUAUUUAAUCGAUGAAACUUUUCUGGCAUCGUUUUGUGUCAACAACUUUCACAGAAUGAACUGUCAAUGCCUGUUAGAGGUUUAGAUGAAGCAUAUGAUCUUAACCUUUCAAAUGUGAAUGAUAAAUCGCUAGUAAAACCAUUUGCAAAUAACUCGAUGUUUAAAAAUAAGUUUUCAUCAACGUUAUGCUCUUCAUAGUUGUGCAAGUGUAAGAAGACACAAUAAAAAGGGUAAAAGUUGGUUUUGACCUGAGCCACCUGACUUUAUCAGCGGGACAGCUUUGUCCUUGACGUGAGGGAGCCUGACCGUGUUUCAUCAUUGGCUUCACGUCUGUUUCAAGGCCUCUGCGAGCACCAAUCUGGAACGAUGGCAUUUCAAGCUAAUCGAACUCAUGAGACACAUGUGAAGAAAAAGGUCAUAUGUCACAGAGCUCCAAACCAAAGAUGACUCUGUUAUAGGAGAGGAGGAUCCUCUCCUCCAGUGCAACCCGGGAGUUUGAUCGGCUUAUAGUCUGUCAGGGUGACAAGCAUUUUAAAACGUGCUCACUGGGACCUGGAGAGAGUUAAAACAAACACACCAUAAACAUCUAAGGUGGGGCGACAAACCUUUUGUGAACCUCAAAAACUACGACAGUAAAUAAAGCUGUAAUAUAAAAAAGACUGCCUGGUGUGUUGAAAGCUUUCAUUUCCAUCUCUUGGCCAUGGCAAAGAACAUUAAUAUGUGUUCGUGUUUCUCCUUCCAGUGUUACCAAGAAAUCUGUUUGGGAUCGCUCCACAUUGGGUUAGCAAUUUUUGUGUUGCCAUGUAGGCAGGUUUCAGAAGCUGAACACUGACUGACAAGAGUUAUAUCUGAGAAGACAGGCUCUUGUCAGUCAGCUUCCCUCUCUCUGAGGAAUCAUGUGUCUGUAUGUCACAUUACUGUCUCUGCAUAUUGUGGACUGUGCUCCUUGGUCCCUCCACAAG